AUGUCGAAGAGAAGACCUGUUUGGGAUAACUACAAAGAGAAGGUAGCGAAGAAGAGAAUGCGGAAAGGGGAAGAAAAAGGAGCAACUGGUCCAAAAGGUGGGCUGACUGUUCCGAGGGGCAUUUCACUCGAAAAAAGCGUACGGGAUUUUCGGAUUUUUUUGAGGAUUUUGAAGGAUUUCUGUGGAUUUUUGAAGGAUUUCUGUGGUUUUUAAUGGAUUUUUCGGAUUUUGAUGGAUUCAACGGAUUUUGAGGAUUUCAUGGAUUUUUUCUGGAUUUUUUCCGGAUUUUUUGACGAAGUGUACGGGAUUUUUGGAGUGAAUUGCCCCUCGGACUGUUCAGCGUUUGUCGGCGAACGUGGAGGGCAAAUGCCAAAAGUAUUCGCGCAUCGGGCCUUUGACGUUAGUUCCUUGUGAGAAAGAACUGACACUGGAAAACAUCAAAGCUGCGUGUAAGGUACACUUCAACACGGAAUUGGAAUGUGAUGUGCUUGCUGGAGAACGUGGUCCUUCGUUUACCGAGUCAGGACAAAUCCAGAACUGGAAAGUUUUGCACGUGCGCUUCGUGGAAAUUCUCGAACACCCCACGAACGAAAAGUCUCGAACACAAACAGCAAGCAAACAGCCAAGACCCCAAAGCGAGCCAGCAACCGGAAGCCCCCCAAAAAGCUCUUUCCAACAUCCGCAUUCGAGGUAA
Messenger RNA from Paramuricea clavata, 694 nucleotides. NCBI's taxonomy places the organism in Eukaryota, Metazoa, Cnidaria, Anthozoa, Malacalcyonacea, Plexauridae. The record is from the annotation of a GenBank genome assembly.